AUGCCUUCUACUACUCUUAAAUGGCUAAGCCUUGUGGCCAUUAUUUGGUUCCAAGCCAUAAAUGGGACAAACACCGAUUUCCCUGCUUACUCUUCCCAGUUGAAGGAGCUUCUUUCUAUUUCCCAAGUGCAUCUCAAUAACCUUUCUUUUGCCUCUGAUGCAGGGAAACUUUUUGGCUGGUUUUCUGGCCUUGCUUCUCUUUACCUACCUCUCUGGCUUGUCCUCGUAAUCGGUUCGAUUCUCGGAUUAAUCGGCUAUGGAGUGCAAUAUCUCUUCAUAACAAACCACAUUGCCUCUCUAUCAUAUUGGCAUGUUUUCUUGCUAACUUUUCUGGCUGGAAAUAGCAUUUGUUGGAUCAACACAGUUUGCUUUGUUGUUGCCAUAAGAAACUUUCAAUCUGAUAGUCAAGUUGCUGUGGGGUUAACAAGCAGUUACCAAGGACUAAGUGCAAAGAUUUAUACCAAUAUUGUUGAAGCUGUUUCUCCACACAAAAAAGCUAGAACCUUUCUCUUCCUGAACUCUCUCAUACCAGUGGUAUUUAGCUUAAUAGCAGCUCCUUUUGUCAGAGAAAUUGAAUCCACAAGUUCCAAGAACACAAGUGUUGGGUUUGCUGUUAUGUUUGUUAUCACAAUUGGCACUGGAAUAUAUGCUGUGAUGAGCAGCUUGCAAUUUGUCACAAGCAAAACUUCCUCACUUGGAAUCCUGAUUGGUCUUGUAGUGUCCCUUCUCUUGCUUCUACUAGUCCCAGUUUCUGUGAAGAUGAAGGAACUAGCAGGGUCAUGUCACAAAAAUUGGGAAAGACUUGGAGUCUACUAUUUUACUAUGGAGGAGGGUACUAAUGGAGAGAGGGUGAAAGAGGGUGAACAUAGAAUAGAAGUUUCAGAGGUUGGUGUUAUGGAGGAAAUUGGAGUGAAAUUAAUGCUCAGAAGAGUAAAUUUCUGGUUAUAUUUCUUUGUCUAUCUUUUUGGAGCAACAAUUGGUUUAGUUUUUCUUAAUAACUUGGGACAAAUAGCUGAAUCCAGGGGUUGCUCUGCCACUUCAUCUUUGGUGUCUCUAUCUUCAUCUUUUGGGUUCUUCGGCCGUCUCAUACCGUCUCUCAUGGAUUACUUAAUUUCAAGACCUGCCUCAAUGGUGGUAGCGAUGGCUCCAAUAUCAAUUGCAUUCUUCUUACUACUCAACAAAACAGACAUUUCUCUAUACACCAGCACUGCAGUGAUUGGCGUGUGCACUGGAGCAAUUACUUCCAUAGCUGUUUCCACAACAACUGAGUUAUUUGGAACCAAACAUUUCUCAGUGAACCAUAAUGUGGUCGUGGCCAACAUCCCCAUUGGUUCUUUUCUAUUUGGCUACUCAGCUGCACUUCUUUACCAUAAGGAAGGGCAUGAACAUGUGAAAUGCCUAGGCAUGAAGUGCUACAAUCACACUUUUCUCAUCUGGGGCUCCGUUAGCUUGCUUGGAACUGUCUUGGCUUUGAUUCUUCAUGCGAGGACUCGCAAAUUUUAUUCACAGAAAUAA
Messenger RNA from Lotus japonicus, 1515 nucleotides. Its product is annotated as protein NUCLEAR FUSION DEFECTIVE 4-like. Lineage: Eukaryota; Viridiplantae; Streptophyta; Magnoliopsida; Fabales; Fabaceae. Bases 1 to 1515 code for a protein of 504 amino acids. The record is from RefSeq and is a predicted model, not a curated record. The transcript has 2 exons. Gene Ontology annotation, cellular component: membrane.